Molecule: messenger RNA, 7282 nt
Organism: Oncorhynchus nerka (sockeye salmon)
Lineage: Eukaryota; Metazoa; Chordata; Actinopteri; Salmoniformes; Salmonidae
Product: E3 ubiquitin-protein ligase ARK2C-like
Exons: 7
Coding region: 4836-5720 (294 amino acids)
Cellular component (GO): nucleus
Molecular function (GO): ubiquitin protein ligase activity; zinc ion binding
Source: RefSeq, a predicted model, not a curated record
AUAUAUAUUUAUCUUUAACAAUUACGUGUGCCCUGUUAAUCUCAAUAUCGCUAAAGCUGCUCGCUAACCUGGUCGAAAAUCUCUUUUAGGAUCCAUUCCAACAAGCGACUGUGUUGUUGUCGUCCUAGCUAGUUGGCUACCAAACAGCUGUUCCGUUCUAUAUAAAGCGAAUGAUAGCUAACUAGGACAAAACAGUAUGUUUGCCAUACAAGGCUAUUAUGUUCUUAUUCGUUAAAUUUUUAUUAACAAUUGCACGAUCAUAUUACACAUUUUGGUAGUAUUGGUCUGAUCGUAUAUAAACCAAAUAUAGCCUUUUCAGGUAGCUAUUGACAGCUAACUAACGUUAGCUAUCUAAUUGUUAUAUGGACGCGCGUUGACCGAUGCUAUUUAGCUAACGCUAGUUACCUUUUUAAACGUUAAGCUAUUUUUGGACAUGAUAUUGUAGUAAGUCAGCUCAAUUUCAAUACAUAUAAGCACAGCCAUUGAAAUGAAUGGCAGUGGUGAAAUGUCAGAGAGGAAUGCGUGAAACACGUUCAAACUUGUUUGAAGGUUAGUUAGCUGGUUACAAAGUGCUAGCUCGGUCGGUCUGUUUGUAGGGAGAAUGUAUUUAAUCCCAGGAUGUCAUUUGAAGAUCAUCUUUACUGCUUGCCAAGAGGAUUUUAUGACUAAUUCAAUUAGCUAGCUAGCUAAAGAAUGUUUGCUAUAUCGCAACUACUAGCUAACAAACAGGCUAAAUUGUCAUAUUUUAAAAUGUCAGGAAGAUCUUUAAACACGUAACGUUAGCUAAUUUAGCUAGCUAUGUAGGUUGUUUUUCCAAUCUGGUCUGAGCGUUUCGUAUUCUGUAUUUGCAGUAAAUCCGAUACAUAUUUAGUAUGAUAUGUUGUGUAUUUUAUGCAAACAUCUAUGUUAUGAAUUAUAGCUAACCUUAGCUCGGCCAGGAGUUAGCUACAUGCUAAGUAGUUGCAGAGGAGCUAAAAUUCUAGUUGUCUGUGAUGAGAUUCGAGCUCACGGUAUACGCCCACCUGACCAACCAACCAACAAACUUUCGUUUUUAUUUAAGUAAUCGUAUGUCUUAUUUAACUAAACGUAAUAUAUACUACUCAUUUUAGUGUCCCGGAUUUACCUUGUUUACCUUUACUAUGAUAUGUCUCGUCUAUGAGACCAGGCUGAUCCACCAGUUGAUUUUAGACAGUAAUUCCCCAUUGAUUCAGUAUUAAAACAUACUUAAGCAAUAAGGCACGAGGGUGUGUGGUAUAUGGCCAAUAUACCACGGCUAAGUUGCUGUUCAUAACCGUGACGCAAUGCAGAGUGCCCGGAUACGGCCCUUAGCCGUGGUAUAUAUUGGCCAUUUACCACAAACCCACGAGGUACCUUAUUGCUAUUAUAAACUGGUUACCAAAGUAAUUAGAGCAGUAUCAAUAAAUAUUUUGUCAUAUACAUUGUAUAUGGUCUGAUCUACCACGGCUGUCAGCCAAUCAGCAUUCAGGGCGUGAACCACCCAGUUUAUGAAGUUGCUACAGUGUAGCAUAUUAAGUUCAUGCAGUGGCAUCAAUUAUUUCACAUUGUGCUUUUAUUUCUGUUCUUAUUUCCUGUUUCAUAGUUUCGAGGCUGGCUCUACAUUCUGCAUUUAUCAGAUCUUUGUCGUCCCUCCCAUUGUGUAGCUAAUGAUCAUCUGCUGCUGUGUGGUGUGGCGUGGCCUGGCCUCUGCCUGUUCUCUGCAUUUAGCUGUAUUCAAUCCCUUCUUCAUUUCCUCUUUCCAUCAGAAGACGACAUUGGUGUAUAUAUAACAACAACAAAAAUGUAUCAUUCAACCAUAGAGUAUAUGUGGAAAAACUAAAACAAAUAGCUAACACCUAUAUAAUAACUUUUUGUCUUUGUCAAGUUGUUGUAGAUUUAACACAUUUUUAGCUCUUAAAGAGAAUCAAAUGUAUGUCAUUGUGUACCUCCCAUUCAGUCUUGAUUAUGACAACAGCCUAUUGUAAAUCCCUGUAAAGUGGAUACAUUUUGCAUGGAUUCUAUUUCUGCACUGCUUUACUGAACACCAGAAUUUGGCAAAUUUUCUUUCUUUUUUUCCUCAUGGAAAAUGCAUUGUACAAAGGUAGCUAAGUAAUAGUAUAUUUUGCUCCAAUUGGCAUUCUUUUUACAUGUACAAUUACAUGUAAAGCUUAUGCAUUGUCAUAUUUCAUUGAAUAUGAUCACACACAAUUAUAAUUACCUCGUGGUCAUCUGAGUGAUUUCAAAAUAGACAACACAUCAACAUUUUAUAAAUACUGGUACACUUCACCUGUUCCCAACAACCUGUCAUAACCGCCUCCAUUUGUGUAACCCUUUUGUUCCUCUUGAAAAUGAAUAUCUUUGAAACACUGAAUUAUCAGGCCUUUUGCUCACUAAAGCCAAAACCAAAUCGUAAUGCUAUAAGUGUAGAUGCUCUCACUGGUUGUUCACUUCCCAAUGAGCCUCCCCACUAACAAAAGUACAAAAUGCUAUCCAUUUCACAGGGAUGCUUAUCUCCUGCACUGCUACAGUGAAUCUUCUAGUAGAGUAAUAAUGUAUUUUAUUGUUUGGUUGUGGUCUCUCUUUACCUUUUUGUUCUGGUAAUGGUACUCUCAAUGCAUGGUCACAUUAUGAUUCAUAUGAUUUUUUUUUUUUUACAUUGAAUAGUAAAUUCCAAUGUAAUCUUUCUGUAGUAAAGAUGUACCCUACCGUGCUGUAGCCAACCACAUCUGCUCAUUAGAUGCUGCUUCUGUUCUUAUUAACCCUAUAUGGAGCAUGGUGGGCCUUGCCUUCAGUCAAUGUUGUUUAUUUUUGUUGCAUGGUGUUUAUAUUAUCAUUAUUACAAAAACACAAAUUCCACAAACUAAUAUUUUUCAAUAAAGAAUAUAGUAUUUUUCCUAACCUUCAGUGUGCUUCUUGCUGAUUUCCAUUUAUUGUCUUUAGCCCUCCCCUCGUCCCUACCUUCCCCCUUCCACCCCACCCACCUCUCCCGCUGUGACAAAGAUAGACAAUUUCAAUGCUUUUAUCAUCACAAGGCCUGAAUGAGUCUGUCCCCUGUCAUUCAUGGUGAUUGUACCACUGAGACAAUUGAAAGUGCAGUGUGCCACAGUUGAACCUUGGAUCAAAUGAUUUAACCAUUGUGAUUAGUGACUGGUUAGGAGCUGAAUGUGAGACAAAAUAACCCACCCCAUUCAGAUGUUUCUGAAAGAUCACAGAGCCUUGACUAUUUCACAAGGCAUUUUGUAGCACUGCACCUUCAAGUCUACUCCAACGUAAUGACCCAAAUGCAAUGUAGACUUUGCCUUUUUCUCAAUUGUAGGGCUUUCACCUGUUUUCAUCUGAAUGUGUUAGCCACUCUACCACCAACACUUUCGCAUGUUCUUCGUGUUAGAAAAGGUGAAGGUGACUUUCACAAAGGCCUAUAGAUAGAUCCGUCCCACAAUGUUUGUGCUAGGCUGCGUAUAGCUCAGUGGAUACAUUCAGUUUACAUUUGUUUGAUGUUCUUUUUCCAGGACUUCUCAUGCUGCCCGAGUCAAAUGCAUUUACCGCAAUGGAAAACAUGUCACUGACUACGAAAUAUCAUCCUAUAAAUUGUGUUCUCCCCUUUCAAACAUAUUUUGUCAUUGCCAUCAAUGUCACAAUGCAGCCUAGGCCACCUUCAUGCUAAUUGCAAACCAUUCCCAUUACUAUCAAUUAUCAAUGUUAUUUCCAUUAGAAUUGUCAGCCCUAUAUAGUAUGGAGACAGUGUACUGAAACUAGUCUCUGAUUCAACAGCAGCCUGUUUUCUUCAGCUGCCAAAUAGCUGUGGUUAGAAGAGGGGAAAAGUACUGUCAAACUAUUUCCUCUGCACCAACAAAUCUAUGCAUGGGGAAAAGUUUGGGUAGCAGUGUGUGUCAGUGAGAGUAAGAUACAGGCCUAGGCAGUAUUUUAAUUGAUUUCUUGAAGGAGAUAGACAUAUGUUGUAGGCUUUAUGUGGCUUUGGCCUUGACUCGUGCUCAUAGAUAUUACACAUCUUGGCAUUAGCUGUUAGAUAUUUCUGGGUAGUGAUGUAUAAACAGACACAUCAUUGAUGUUGUGCUAUAAAAUGUUACCCACAGUUCAGCAAGUGAAACAGUUAUCAGAAAAAGGACCCACUCACAGCAAUGCUAUCACAUUGUUAAAAUCCUCAGUGAUUUAUAAAGGAUGAACAGUUUGUGUCAUAAAAAAAUAAACAUCUUAGGAAUAGAUGUUCUGCCUUUUGUCCCACUGUGGAUCAAUGAUGUCAUUCAUGUGAAUGUCACACUGUAGAUCUUGAAGUUGGAGAAUAUUUCUGGCAGCACUUCUAUCAAAGGGAUUCAAGGUCAUUCAGAUAUGUUACCGGUACCCCUAGAUUUUAAAACUAGAUUCAUUUGAAAAGCACUCUGUUACACAAUUUAAAUGCACAAUCCUGGGCACGCACAUUGCCGAAGAGUCAGAUGCCCAGAGGUGAGAAUCCAACCAGAAGGUCAAAUGUCACAUGAUGCCAUAAUAGACCGUGUUUGGAAGUAUUAACAUUUUCCAUGCAGGUUUGAAUGUGUUACUUCACCAUAUCUCCCUAUCCCCUGAUGUAAGUUUCACCAUAGGUAAGAGUUAGGGCUUUUGUAAAGAUCCUCCUACAGAAACACAAUUACAUCACACAAACACACACUCCAUGUCACAUACACAAUAAAUUCUAACCUGCCGUUUCUCUCUCAGGUGUCUGACUCCCUCUCAUUGUUUCCACAGGAUCCCACUUUAACCGGCAGCAGCAGCAGCAUAGCCAUGCUACCUCUUGCCGGCACUUCCAGCUAGGCCCCCAGGCCCAGCUGCCCAUUGACUUCCCAAUGCCCCACCCAGGUCAGCCCCAGUCGGGCAUCAACCCCCACCUGGCUCCCCCUGGCCAUCAGCAUUCUCCCCAGCUCCACCCGCCUCUCAACCCCCUACCCUCCACACCCCAGUUCCAGGACAUUUCUGCCCCUCCUUUCCUACCUCAGGCCUUACACCAGCAGUACCUCCUCCAGCAGCAGAUCCUAGAGACCCAGCACCGGCGCAUCAUGCCACCUUCCAGACACCAGCCCCACAGACUGCGGCCGGGUUACGAGUUUGCUCCCGCCCUCCACAUCCCCCCACAGCCUGCGGCCCAGCAGCCUCGCUACCUGGCUGAAGGCACAGACUGGGAUUUGAGUGUGGACGCGGGGCUCCCUCCUCCUCAGUACCACGUCCGCCCACUGCCCCAGCACUACCAUCACUACCUGACAUCUCCCAGGAUGCAUCACUUCCCCAGGAGCAAUGCCUCCACCCAAGUGGUUGUCCAUGAGAUCAGAAACUACCCGUAUCCUCAGUUACACCUGCUGGCCCUGCAGGGCCUCAACCCCUCCCGCCAUGCAUCAGCUGUGAGAGAGAGCUAUGAGGAGCUACUGCAGCUGGAGGACAGGUUGGGCAGUGUGAACCGAGGGGCUGUCCAGACCACUAUUGAAAGGUUUACCUACCCUCACAAAUACAAGAAGAGGAUAACUCAGGACCUGAAGCUCGGGCUGGUGGAUGAGGAACUGGAUACAGAUGAGAAGUGUACCAUCUGUCUAUCAAUGCUGGAGGAUGGAGAGGAUGUCAGGAGAUUACCCUGCAUGCACCUCUUCCACCAGGCGUGUGUGGACCAGUGGCUGGCCACCAGUAGGAAAUGCCCCAUAUGCAGGGUGGACAUUGAGACCCAGCUGGCACCAGACAGCUGAUGCCUCCUUUCCCUGCCCCCAUCUUGUGAAACCCCACCUCAUCCCUAGGGGGAGCUCUGCCAAACGUCCCCCUUCCCAUCUGCAUCACAUAUGAGCCUGCCUUCUGAGCCAGCUGAGGAAGACAAUGAGCGGGAGGGGAGGUGAGAGGGAUUAACAAAGCACACUGAUCCAAACAAUAGAGAAACAAAAGAGGCCGAUGGAUGGAUGGAUGGAUGGAUGAAGAAGAGAGGCAGAAGGGUGCCAGAAUGUAUGGACAGAUUUACAGGGCCUUGAUGAGUCUCCAUCAGGGUUUUGCACCGUAGCAUUAGCUUCUCCAUACACUCAGAGAUGAGAUCCUCCAUUAAACCACCUAGCGAGCGUGUGUGUUGUGUUGUUGGGUUUAUAUAUGUGUACUGGUCUCACUCCCUCUUGAUGAAACCCAAAAUGCUGAGCUCUAGCUACAGCACAUCUGUGCGAAACAUGACAAGAUAUGAAAUCAGCAGUGGGAUGUUUCUUGAAAUGAGCUUCUGUGGCCUAAUGCAUAUGGUGUUAUGGAGUGUAGUAGUCUUGUUAUUGAUCACCAGUAUUUAACAGGGUGACAGUGUGGUGUAGCAAGCAAAAAUCCCACUUUAAGAAAUAAGGUGGGAAAAAAUACAAAAUGGGGAAAUAGUCUUUAAAAGAGGGUAAUAGGCAUACAGGCAGCCUUUAGGCAAUGAGGAAGUGCUAGCUAUGUACAAAGGCCAAUCAAUAGGUGGAUUUCCAGUACAGUCGAUCUCUGCUAUCACAGUGGAUGCUAGAGAUGCUAACCAGGCAUGGCUUCAGUGGUUUGUAAUUGUGCUGUAUUGGGGCCUCUAUACUCUAGAACUGAGGCCACAGAUAUGCAUUCUGUAUGGCAGGCUUGGGCUGUCUUGUGAUUGUGGAGCAGUAGGAAGUCUGCGCAGGAUGACGUUUAUUGUCAUGAGUCUUGUCCUGGAGGCAGAACUCCGCUAGACGGAACAGCUGCAAAGUCAGAAUUGGCUACAUUGUAAAAAUUCAUUAAAACAAUUUUAGGUUAGGAUUAGCAGUGUGGUUAGGUUUAAAAUCAGAUUCUAUGACUUUGUGGCUGUGCCAGCUAGUGACCACUCUGCAGAGCGGCCUCCAGAACAACAUUCAUACCGGGGGAAAAAUUGAAAAGUCCGCAGUAUCUCUGCAUGUGAACCAUACACUGUAUGACUCUCUCCCUCAUCCAUGGAGCAGGAUGAAGUUUCCCUUAGAUGCUGAUCUUAGGUCAGUGUUGCAUCUCCCCUCCUAAUAAUUAAGAUUAGAAUUGGUGGAGAGGAACGCUGAUUAUAGAACUGUGCCUAUGGGUAACUUCUACUCACAGCCUCAUCCAUAGCACGAUUUUUAAGGCUGGCAUUGGCUGGAGGAUGCAGUGUCUGUGUAUUGUCUUUAGAGUGAAUACAAUGUAGUUAUUUUCUAACAUACACUACCACUUAGAAGUGUCCUUGUUUUUGAAAGAAAAGCAAAAAAAAUUGUCCAUUAAAAUAGCAUAAAAUUGAUCAGAAAUACAGUGUAGACAUUGUUAAUGUUGUAAAUGACUAUUG